Messenger RNA from Tinamus guttatus (white-throated tinamou), 2496 nucleotides. The record is from RefSeq and is a predicted model, not a curated record. Lineage: Eukaryota; Metazoa; Chordata; Aves; Tinamiformes; Tinamidae.
UUCCUCCCGCAGACGAUGCUGACGGCCAUCUCCAUGAGUGCCAUUGCCACCAACGGCGUGGUGCCAGCUGGCGGCUCCUACUACAUGAUCUCGCGCUCGCUGGGGCCCGAGUUCGGCGGGGCCGUGGGGCUCUGCUUCUACCUGGGCACCACCUUCGCCGGCGCCAUGUACAUCCUGGGCACCAUUGAGAUACUCCUGGCCUACAUCUUCCCAGCUAUGGCCAUCUUCAAGGCGGAGGACGCCAGCGGCGAGGCGGCGGCGAUGCUCAACAACAUGCGCGUGUACGGCACCUGCGUGCUCACCUGCAUGGCCACCGUGGUGUUCGUGGGGGUCAAGUACGUCAACAAGUUCGCCCUGGUCUUCCUGGGCUGCGUCAUCCUCUCCAUCCUGGCCAUCUAUGCCGGUGUCAUCAAGUCGGCCUUCGACCCGCCGAGCUUCCCGAUCUGCCUGCUGGGCAACAGGACCCUGUCACGCCACGGCUUUGACCUCUGCACCAAGCUGGUGGUGGAGGGCAACGAGACGGUGGGCUCCAAGCUCUGGGAGCUCUUCUGCACUUCCCGCUUCCUCAACGCCACCUGUGAUGAGUACUUCAGCAUGAACAACGUCACUGAGAUCGAGGGCAUCCCCGGCGCCGCCAGCGGCCUCAUCCAAGGGAGCAGGACACGAGGGGCCCGGCAGCUCCGAUGCCCGGAUGCGCGGCGGGGUCGGGGCUCAGCCCACUGUCAGUGGCCCCGUGGCAGCUCCCGCUUCUCUGCAGGGAUCAUGGCUGGCUCCAACCGCUCAGGAGACCUGCGGGAUGCACAGAAGUCCAUCCCCACUGGCACCAUCCUGGCCAUCGCCACCACCUCGGCUGUCUACAUCAGCUCCGUUGUGCUCUUCGGGGCCUGCAUCGAGGGCGUCGUCCUGCGUGACAAGGCGGAGAAGGAGUGGGGCGACGGGAUCCGGGGGCUCUCGCUGAGCGCUGCCAGCUACGCGCUGCUGCGCCUGGAGGAGGGGCCCCCCCACACCAAGAACUGGAGGCCGCAGCUGCUGGUGCUGGUGCGUCCAGACCAGGAGCAGAACGUGGUGCACCCGCAGCUCCUGUCCUUCACCUCGCAGCUCAAGGCUGGCAAAGGCCUCACCAUUGUGGCCUCCGUGCUGGAAGGGACCUUCCUGGACAACCACCCGCAGGCGCAGCGGGCCGAGGAGUCCAUCCGCCGGCUGAUGGAGGCGGAGAAGGUGAAGGGCUUCUGCCAGGUGGUGAUCUCCUCCAACCUGCGCGACGGCAUGUCCCACCUCAUCCAGUCCAGCGGGCUGGGCGGGCUGCAGCACAACACGGUGCUGGUGGGCUGGCCCCGCAGCUGGCGCCAGAAGGAGGACCACCAGACCUGGAGGAACUUCAUCGAGCUGGUGCGGGAGACCACGGCCGGGCACCUGGCCCUGCUGGUGGCCAAGAACGUCGCCAUGUUCCCGGGCAACCAGGAGCGCUUCUCCGAGGGCCACAUCGACGUCUGGUGGAUCGUCCAUGACGGGGGGAUGCUCAUGCUGCUGCCCUUCCUCCUGCGGCACCACAAGGUCUGGCGCAAGUGCAAGAUGCGCAUCUUCACAGUGGCGCAGAUGGACGACAACAGCAUCCAGAUGAAGAAGGACCUGACGACCUUCCUGUACCACCUGCGCAUCACCGCAGAGGUGGAGGUGGUGGAGAUGCAUGAGAGCGACAUCUCUGCCUACACCUAUGAGAAGACCCUGGUGAUGGAGCAGCGCUCCCAGAUCCUCAAGCAAAUGCACCUCACCAAGAACGAGCGGGAGCGGGAGAUCCAGAGCAUCACAGACGAGUCCCGAGGCUCCAUCCGUCGCAAGAACCCGGCCAACACGCGCCUGCGUCUCAGCGUCCCCGAGGAGCAGGUCGGCGAUGGCGAGGAGAAGCCAGAGGAGGAGGUCCAGCUCAUCCACGACAAAAACGCCACCACCUUCUCCAGCAGCUCCCAGUCCCCGGGCGACGAGGGCGAGACGGCCCCGGAGAAGGUGCAUCUCACCUGGACCAAGGAGAAGACGGUUGCUGAGAAGAACAAGAGCAAGAGCCCCGUCAGCCCCGAGGGCAUCAAGGACUUCUUCAACAUGAAGCCAGAGUGGGAAAACCUGAACCAGUCCAAUGUGCGGAGGAUGCACACGGCCGUGAAGCUCAAUGAGGUGAUCGUGAAGAAGUCCCAGGACGCCAAGCUGGUCCUGCUCAACAUGCCGGGGCCGCCCCGCAACCGCAAGGGCGAUGAGAACUGUAUCCUUCCCUUGCCAUGGGACCCUGGGGGGACUGGGCACCUCAGAGGCCCGGGGCAGCUUGCAGACACCGCUUGGACCUCUGCACCAGCGGCUGCAGCUGCACGGGCUGGCCAAGGCGCCGCGGUGCUGGGGUUACGUGCGGCGGCGCUGGGGCCACGUGCAGUGUGCGAUGGGAUGGUACUGGGGCCACGUGUGGCCACGCUGGGCCACAUGCAAUGGUGCUGGGGCCAUGUGCGAUGA